Molecule: messenger RNA, 1149 nt
Organism: Trichomycterus rosablanca
Lineage: Eukaryota; Metazoa; Chordata; Actinopteri; Siluriformes; Trichomycteridae
Product: leukocyte surface antigen CD53
Exons: 8
Coding region: 51-728 (225 amino acids)
Cellular component (GO): plasma membrane
Source: RefSeq, a predicted model, not a curated record
UGAGCGUGAGCGUCGUGUUCGGGCAUCGUUUAUCCGCCAGGAGAGAAAAGAUGUCGUGCCUCAAGUGCUUAAAAUACACCAUGUGUGUGGUGAACUUCAUCUUCUUUAUCUGCGGCGCGGCUAUAUUCGGUUUGGGGAUCUACCUGAGCACCACGACCAAGUACGUGUCCCUCUUCCCAUCCCUGUCGGCCGUUAACCUGGCCAGCACGCUCUACAUCGUGGGCAUUUUCGUCACCUGCAUUUCCUUCCUGGGCUUCCUGGGGGCGCUGAGAGAGAACCGCUGCCUGCUGAUCAGCUUUUUCCUGCUCAUGUUCCUGCUCAUGCUGGCCGAGCUGGCGGUCGCCUGCACCCUGCUCAUCUACGAGGAACAGAUCGAUACGUUGGUUCAGAAGGAGCUGAGCAUGUCCAUCUCUAAAAUACACAACCACACCUCCGAUGAGACCAUCGGGGAUUUCGUGACCAUUCAGAAGACGUUUCAGUGCUGCGGCGUCAACAAUUCAUCAGACUGGAAGAGGGAACAAUUACCAGAUUCAUGCUGCCCGUCACCACCGUGUAAAAACACCACCGCAUGGCCGGGUUGCUUUAAAAAGCUGAAGGAUUGGUUCGAGAAAAACCUCCUGAGCACCGGGAUCGGCGUCGUCAGCAUCUGCUGCAUCGAGGUUUUGGGGAUGUGCUUCUCCAUGACGCUCUUCUGCCACAUCAGCAAAUCUGGACUCGGGUACAAAUGAAGCCCCGCCCCUUCCUGUCACGCGAGGGGAAAUUCGGCUUUCGUUCGUACCAGUACCGAGUCUCCAAAAAAUACUUCUGAAAAAUAAAAGGUGUCUGUAAACCUUUGACUGUAACUGUGGGAUGUAAAUUUGAAGUCUAGAUAAUACACAGAUUUAUUAUUGUACAUAGAAUUCAAAUUCAAACAACAUUUUUAAUGCUUUUAGAUUUCAGUGCAGUCACUGGUACUUUUUCUGGACUGGACUGGACGUCUGUGUUUAUUCUCUUCAUUUUAAUUCAUGUACAUUUAUUACAAUUUUAUAUAAAUAUAUACAGUAUGUCAUCGUGCAAUAUCUGACUUUCUUCUUUUAAAAAUGUUAAACUUUAGUGAUUUUAUAUUUUAUGUACGACAGCACAAAGAAUAAAUCACCUUCAUGUCGAGAU